This is a messenger RNA of Alosa alosa (allis shad), 6065 nucleotides long. It is a transcript of the gene epb41a, whose product is annotated as erythrocyte membrane protein band 4.1a. The record is from RefSeq and is a predicted model, not a curated record. Lineage: Eukaryota; Metazoa; Chordata; Actinopteri; Clupeiformes; Clupeidae. Gene Ontology annotation, cellular component: plasma membrane; cytoskeleton. Gene Ontology annotation, molecular function: actin binding; structural molecule activity. Gene Ontology annotation, biological process: cortical actin cytoskeleton organization.
ACCAGUUUGAAAAAAUAUAGGAUAUCAACACACAUGGGUUUGCUACUCCAUAUAUCUUGCGAAAGAAAGGAAUUGUGAACAUAACUCAUUUUUAUUACUGCGGAUGUAUUUAUUCUCGUUGAUGAAAUAAAGCGAAAGUGGCGGCCAUGACGACAGACGAGGCUGAGAGCCAGCAGAAGAAGGCCAACCAGCAGCAGCAGCAGUCCCAGCGGCCUUCCCAGCAGCCGUCGGACGACCCCCCUGCCUCUGCUGACCCCCCCGCCGUGACCUCGGACCCCCAGGACAGCCCCGCGUCUGGCCCAGCCCCGGGCUCCCCUGCGGCGCCGGUGGCCGGGGGCGAGGAGGAGGUGCAGCUGCGUCCCCGCCAGCGCACCGGGCUGGCCCAGUGCUUUCGGACGGGCGAGGGGGGCCGACCCAGAGCAGGCCUUGACGCCCGGGCCAGGGCGAGCCAAGAAACCAUCGCCCCCCGAGCCCGAAGGCGCAGCGAGGGCCGAGGCGACGCUGCCCUCGACCUGCACUCCCUCAGCAGCGCCGAGAACCAGCCGGCCCCUGUGGACCAGAAGGAGGACGCUGACUCAGACGAGGAGGGAGGAGGGAAAGGAGAGAAGGCCAAAGCCAAGAGGGAGGUCGGAGAGGCGGAGAAAGAGAAGAAGGAGGCGGAGGAGGGCAAGCCUGACGGAGGAGAGGCGGCGGAGGGAGAGGGAGAGGGAGAGGGGGAGGGGGAGGCCAAAGGAGAAAAGGAGAAGAGCGCAGAGGAGGACGAGGUCAAGCCGGCCAAGGCCCCGCGCCGACCCAGGAUCAUGCAGUGCAAAGUCACACUGCUGGACGACACUCUCUACGAGUGUGAACUGGAUAAACAUGCCAAAGGCCAGGAGCUGUUCACAAAAGUGUGUGACCACCUCAACCUGCUGGAAAGAGACUAUUAUGGUGUGGCUAUCUGGGAAACGCCCACUAUGAAGACCUGGCUGGACUUCACCAAGGAGAUUCGGAGGCAGGUGCCAGGGACCGACUAUGACUUCACCUUCAAUGUGAAGUUCUACCCCCCCGAUCCUGCCCAGCUAUCUGAAGACAUCACAAGGUACUUCCUGUGUCUGCAGCUGCGUAAGGACAUCCAGGCGAGCCGGCUGCCGUGCUCGUUUGUGACGCUGGCACUGCUGGGCUCGUACGCGCUGCAGUCGGAGCUGGGCGAGUACGACCCCGAGGUGCACGCGCCCGACUACGCCAAGGACCUCAAGCUGGCGCCCGGCCAGAGCAAGGAGCUGGAGGAGAAGAUCAUGGAGCUGCACCGCACCUACAGGUCCAUGAGUCCGGCCCAGGCUGAUAUGAUGUUCCUGGAGAACGCCAAGAAGCUCUCCAUGUACGGGGUGGACCUGCACCAGGCUAAGGAUCUGGACGGGGUGGACAUCAUGCUGGGCGUGUGCUCCAGUGGUCUGAUGGUGUAUAAGGACAAGCUGCGGAUCAACCGCUUCCCCUGGCCCAAGGUGCUCAAGGUCUCCUACAAACGCAGCAGCUUCUUCAUCAAGAUACGCCCCUCAGAGCUGGAGCACUAUGAGAGCGCCAUCGGCUUCAAGCUGCCCAACUACAAAGCCGCCAAGAAACUGUGGAAAGUGUGUGUGGAGCACCACACCUUCUUCAGGCUGACCUCCACAGAAGCGGCCACCACCCCAAGGAAGUUCCUGGCUCUGGGUUCUAAGUUCCGCUACAGUGGACGCACCCAGGCCCAGACGCGCCAGGCCAGUUCCAUGAUCGACCGCCCCGCGCCCGCCUUCCAACGCUCGUCUAGCAAGAGGGCCUCCCGCAGCCUCGAUGGAGAGAACGUUCCUGCCAAAAGGAGGAUGCAUGCAGUGAGGUUCAGGAGCCUUGAUGAUGAUGGCGGUGACAAGGACGUUUGGUUUGUUCUGUUGGACCGCGUUUCCCACGAUGCCCCGGUGCCGACUCCAGCAGCUGCCCGACUUGAGAUAACGUCUCCCCCUAACGCGGGGCCGUCGGCUGGGCAACUAACAGAACGGACGGAAGAGAGAAGGGAGGGGAGGAGGACGGUGGUGAUUAAGAAGGACGAAGAGAAGGAGGAGGAGGAGGAGGAGAAGUUUCCAGAAGAAGUGCCACAGAUGGCGGGAGAUGACUGGUUUGUGCUCCUGGAUCGUGCAGCGUCUGUGUCUUACAGCUGGGGGAAAUCAGCAGUACCUCUUGCAGCAAGGGUGGCUUUUUCAAAGAGGUCAAAGGUCAUUUGGAAGACCUUAACAACCACUGAGAAUGAGGGUGGCUCCCUGGUCCCUGGCUCGUUGGAUGACCUCCUGUCCCGCGCCACAAAAGACCUCCUUCUCACCCAGCAGAGCAUGGAGCAGCUUCAGCGCCAGUGGCUGGCCGCAGGCACAGGCCUUGGACCGAACCGGGCCUUGAGCCAAACCCCCCAAAACCCUCUCCAGGCCCGGCGGUUGGCCAUGUUGGAGCAGGAGGCCCUGGAGCUCCAGAGGGGGCUGGAGAUCGCCGGGCGCCAGGCCAGGGAGGAGGCUCUCUCUCUGGGCAGGAGGUUGAGGGCACUCCUGGAGCCUUUAGGGGAAGACCAGGACCUCUGGUUCCUCUUGCUGGAGAAGGAUACUCUCAAGGGCGUUGGUUUCUCCACAGCGGCCUGGAAGGAUGACUGGUGUGAGCUGCUGGGUCUCCCUGCCCCUCCUGUUUCUAGUUCUCCCCUACAGCCCACAGAAAAUGGACCCGCAAAUGUCAUUAUCAGGACACCAACUCUUUGUUUCUCUUCCUUUUUUCUUUCUUUCUUUUAUUUUUUCUCUCUUUUUCUUUUAUUAUAUUUUUCACAGAAAAGAGCUAAGAAACUUGAGGGGGAAACUCUUUAUGUCAGACAUAGCAAUUUAAUGUUGGAGGAUGUGGAAAAGACCCAGUCGGAGAUCAUGCGUCACCACACCAGCAUCAGUGAGCUGAAGCGCAGCUUCAUGGAGUCGGUGCCGGAGCCGCGGCCCAGCGAGUGGGACAAGCGCCUGUCCACACACUCACCCUUCCGCACCGCCAGCAUCAACGGCCAGCUCCAGCCGGGCGCCGACGGAUCCCCUGUGGUGAAGACUCAGACAAUCACCAUCUCUGAUGUCACCAACUCCCUCUGCAGGGAGGUGGCCACCAAAGAGGUCCCCAUCGUGCAUACUGAAACUAAGACCAUUACAUACGAAGCUGCGCAGUCAACAACAGAUGCGGUGGCAGAGAGGGAUUCUGGGAUGCUUUUGAGUGCGCAAACCAUCACUUCGGAGACCAUCAGCACCACUACCACCACCCAGAUCACCAAGACUGUGAAGGGAGGGAUUUCGGAGACCCGCAUUGAGAAGCGGAUUGUCAUCACCGGAGACACAGAGAUUGACCACGAUAAGGCUCUGGCCCGGGCCAUAAAGGAGGCAAAGGAGCAGCACCCUGACAUGGCCGUGACCAAAGUGGUGGUGCAUCAGGAGACAGAGAUCACCCCUGAGUAAGAGCAUCAGGGAGCCGGCUGACGACAACCCAGAGGGAUCGUGAAUACCAAGCCAACACACACACUCGCUCUCUCACACACACACACACACACACACACACACACACACACACACACACACACACACACACACACACACACACACACACUGCCUUCCCUUGGCUUUUACCCCUCUCCCUCACUGAUGCUAUCACUCCCUUACACUUGGUUACCUCAGAGAGACUCUUCAUCUCACGCCCUGACCACUACCCCACCCUUCUUACCACCCCCCUCCCACACACACACACACACACACACACACACACACACACACACACACACACACACACACACACACACUUACACAUACGCAUAGUAAGUCACCACCAUCUUAACCUCCAUCCACCUGCACUGCCAUGGAUAGCCAACAACCAACCCACUGACUACUCACCACCUCCCUGACCUCCGGCCUGACCAUCCCAGUCUGCUGCUGAGGACAGAGAUCCCCUUUCAUCCCGGAGGCCGAGGACCUAACCUAGCUUCCUUGGGACUGCAGCCAAACCAUGCAACACCCUCAUCACCACCCCUCAAUCCCCCCAUGACCUUUGACCCCUGGUCAAAGCAACAGUGGCCAGACCCCCAGUAUCCCACAAUCCCUCUCUCCUCUCCUCUCCUGAACCUCAGCAGACUGACUGCAGACGAAUCCCAGAUGUCUCCUUGCCAACCUGAGCUGAAGAUUCUUUUCUCAAUGACAAAAAAAAGGAAAAUAUUUUUGGAUAUUUGUUUCAUUUAAAAGAAAAAUGAUAACAUUUAUAUGAGGGAAUUUUACAAUGAGGUUUCAAAUGGGUUUUGUGCAACUUGAUGCCAUGAUAAAAUGAUGGACUUUUGAGGAAACUUUACUUUUUUCUCUAUCGAAAAAGACUACCUUUUUGCAUGGCUUUGACGACCAAUAGCCAACAGCAUUCAGCUAUGCUCAGAGGUCUGGUGAACGAGGGCAAAGGAUUCUGGGUAUUCAAUGUCUUUUUAUUCUUUUGAAGGUGCAAGGUUUCAUAAAUCCAAAUGUAUUUGUUCCAUUUUAUUGAUGACAAAAGUGUAAUUUUUGAAUUUAAUUUUAUUUAACUUUAAUGUCCUUCUCUAUGUGAAUGAUUAUGUCUGUUCGAUGGUUUUUGUUGCAUAAAAAAUGAUAUGUAUUACAGUCAAACAUGUCAGGGAGACUGGUACAGUUUUUUCUCAUGUUUUAAUUGUAUGGCUUAUUUUGUUGAUGAUUCAUAGAUUUUACGAUUUUAGUUGUUGCUGUCGUUGUCCUUGUCAUGAUGAUUCUUGGGUGGGGGGCCGUUCAGAGCCAUUUCUCUCUUGGGUUUAGGGGGGCAGUGUAGUGAAACUACAUUCUAUUUUAUUUCUACCGUAUUUAUUUACCAUUUUGUCAUUUUUGUGUGUGUACUCCAGUAUCAUAGUUAACCUGCUUUAAAAAAUGCAGAUAUGUAUACGUAGUCAGAUUUUUUUUUUUUUUUUUUUUUUUUUUUUUUUUUUUUAAUUAGAUGCAACACAACAUUCCAGACACCAGCUACAGGCAUUAUUUGUGUUCAUAUUUUCUUUGUUUGUUUUAAUCAUGAAACAAUUGCACUGGCAACUUUUCUGCUGUGCAGUCAUUUUCAGUGUAUUUCUACUUUUCUACCAGAGGGGGCAAUGUGCACUCAUACACACAAGCAAGGGGACCUGCAGUGCCCACAGAUACACCACACUCUGAAAACCCAUGCAGAUCUGGUUCAUCCAGAUAGGCAGAGGUCAUUAACAUGAAAGAAAGAGCUAUUUUAAUAAUUAAUGUGUAUCCACCAAUCAUUAUGUCUCAUCAAACAUGCAACAGUUAAUUGAUUUUAAUUACUCUUCAGUUCCUUUCCACGUGUUAUCUGACUCAGGAACAGGCAGUGGCAUUAUUUCUGCACCAAAGUCAGGGUAGGAUCUCUUCCGAGAUCAGUCUUACGGUCGGGGAUUGAUGUCACAGAUUUUGAUCGUCCCAUUUUGACCUCUGACCUUUGUCAACUAAAAGUGCUGUCAGUGAAGCCUUAGGGGGAAACAGCCAGUAAAGUGUCACGUGAUUGGCCAGCCCAGCAUCUUCUCUCAGUUUGAGCAUGUGCGCGUGUGUGUGUUUGUGUGAGUGCACACUGUCCCCUCCAACCAGCUCCAUACUCAGCCAAGAACACCCCACCACCCCCCUGCGCAUUAACACUUUGUACAUUUCUAUUUGAAGAGGGGAAAAACUACAAAUCAACAAAACAAUACAGACAGAGCCAACAGGAAACAAGAAACCUGCUUUUAUAGUGCAAAUAGUAUUCUGUACAGAAAACCAAAGUGUUGUAGGCCUCCCAUUGUGUUUGUUUGGACCAACCCCCCUCCCCUCCCCUCCCCUCCUUGUGUUCCUGCAUUGGUUUGGGUGGAGGAGAGCAGAGGAUCGCAGAGGAUCGGUGAGGGGGGAUUGUGAGGUCACUUCCUGUCUCUCAGGGUGAGACCUCCGGUACCCCUCUGCUUUUCUCGCCAUCGCAGCGAAAGAAAAGAAAUGUAUAAAGCAAACAGAAAACUGAAAGAGCACCAUGCACUGAAUAAACACAUUUUAGUCACA